This is a messenger RNA of Scylla paramamosain (green mud crab), 3750 nucleotides long. Its product is annotated as AMP deaminase 2-like. Gene Ontology annotation, molecular function: AMP deaminase activity. The transcript has 17 exons. Bases 290 to 2650 code for a protein of 786 amino acids. The record is from RefSeq and is a predicted model, not a curated record. Gene Ontology annotation, biological process: IMP salvage; AMP metabolic process. Gene Ontology annotation, cellular component: cytosol. NCBI's taxonomy places the organism in Eukaryota, Metazoa, Arthropoda, Malacostraca, Decapoda, Portunidae.
UGGAAGAAGGGAGGGAAGGGGGCGGACUAGGGUACGCGUGCCAGCUUCAGGAGCGUUUGUCUUGCUGCAUCACGUCUCAGUGCACAACGCCACAACCCUCACCUCCAUCAGUGUUGCCCAGCGCCCGAGGGAGAGAACUAGCGUCUUAUCUGUGGCACUACUUUGUUUUACCUCAUUCGUGUCCCUCAACAGUCAAGGCUGUGCAGAAUCUGUGGUGCUGGGAAUCAACCGCAGACGUUUUCUGUGUGUCUGUGUCUCCUUGGUGGUGGUGAGACAGACGAGACGCGCCAUGUCCUACCGCAGCAGCGCCGCCGUGUCCACCCGCUGUGAUCCUGACGAUGACGGCCGCCUUUAUGCCAUGUACCCGCGACGAGGGAGUGAGAGUCCAGUGUUUGGUCACGGGGGAUUCAGAGUAGACCCAGCACUGCAGAAAAACAUUGAGGCCAUGAUGGAGUCAGGAGACUCAUCACCACCCAACAAGAUCUCUGCCCCAUAUGAAGUGCCACAGUUCCCCAUUGAGCAAAUUGAGGACAAGUUGAAGCUCCACCGUCACUUAAGUAUAAUAGCCGAGCGCCACUCCAGGUAUGAGCCAUCAGAGACUGCUGUGGAUGAAGAUGACACCAAAACCUUUGACCUGGAUGAGACUGACUAUAUUCCUCACUACCAGAGAGUGUUCAUCAGUGGUGAAGAGGCCUCCAAUGUGCCAGUGGAAGACAUCUCCAAGUCCUCCAAGUUGAUCAUUGAAGCCCUCAGGCUCCGAGAAAAGUAUAUGGCCUGGGCCAGCCAGAACUUCCCCACCGUGACAGCAAGAUUCCUUCGAGAGGGUGGGAUAGAGGAUCCAAUGGGAGGAAACCGCCGCUAUGCUGGUGCCUGCAGUGAUCCCAAGAGUCUAGAAGCAGUGCAAGUGUUGGCUGAUGGAGAGAUUGGGCAAACCAACUCCAGCCCUGAUCAUCCCAUCCAUCCACCCCGCAAGGAAGUGAGUCCCUGGAAGAUUGACUUCCCAGAGAAUUGUGGUUACAGAGUAUCCAUGGUAGAUGGGGUGUUUCAGGUGUAUGCCAAUGAGGAAGCAGAGCAGCAGGAGAAGCCACAGCCAUAUCACUACCCAAACCUCACCCGCUACAUCCAGGACGUCAACCUGCUGUGUGCUCUUAUUGCCAAUGGUCCAGUAAAGUCUUUCUGCUACCGUCGCCUCCAGUAUCUCAGCUCGAAGUUCCAGCUUCAUGUCCUCCUCAAUGAAAUGCGGGAAUUGACUGCACAAAAGGCAGUUCCUCACAGGGACUUCUACAACAUCAGGAAGGUUGACACUCACAUCCAUGCUGCAUCCUGCAUGAAUCAGAAGCAUCUACUGCGCUUCAUCAAGAAGGCAAUGAAGACACAUCCUGAUGAGAUAGUGUGCUGCUCCAAAGACAACAAGAUGACUCUGGCAGAAGUGUUUGCUUCCAUGAACCUCACUGCUUAUGACCUCUCAGUGGACAUGCUGGAUGUACAUGCUGACCGCAACACUUUCCACAGGUUUGACAAAUUCAAUGCCAAAUACAACCCAGUGGGAGAAUCUCGACUGAGGGAGGUGUUCCUGAAAACGGACAACUACAUUAAUGGAAAAUAUUUUGGCCACAUUAUCAAGGAGGUGAUGUCAGACCUGGAGGAGAGCAAGUACCAGAAUGCAGAGCUGAGGCUGUCAGUGUAUGGGAAGAGUGUUGAUGAGUGGGACAAGUUGGCACGCUGGGCAGUGGAACAUAAUGUCCAUUCAGAAAAUGUGCGCUGGCUGGUGCAAGUCCCACGUAUCUAUGAUAUCUACAAAAACAAUAACAUUGUUGAAAACUUCGGUGUCCUCAUUGACAACCUGUUCCGUCCCCUGUUUGAGGUCACCAUCAAUCCCAGCAGCCACCCAGAACUCCAUGCCUUCCUUCAGUACUUGAUUGGUUUUGACAGUGUAGAUGAUGAGAGCAAGCCUGAAACCUCAGUGCUAGACAAGGAUACACCCCCACCACAGCUCUGGACAGACACAGAGAAUCCUCCAUAUGCCUACUACCUCUACUAUAUGUAUGCCAAUAUCUGCACGCUGAACCAGCUGCGUGCUGAGAGGGGAAUGAAUACCUUUGUCCUGCGGCCACAUUGUGGGGAGGCUGGCUCCAUCCAGCACCUGGUGACUGGCUUCCUUUUGGCAGAAAAUAUCUCGCAUGGCCUUCUCCUCCGCAAAGCCCCCGUCCUCCAGUUCCUAUAUUAUUUGGCUCAGAUUGGAAUAGCCAUGUCGCCUCUCUCCAACAACUCUCUCUUCCUCAACUACCAUCGUAACCCUCUUCCGGAGUACCUGGCUCGAGGGCUUCUGGUUUCCCUCUCUUCAGAUGAUCCCCUACAGUUUCACUUCACCAAGGAACCUCUUAUGGAAGAGUAUUCCAUUGCCACUCAAGUUUGGAAGCUUUCACCCACUGACAUGUGUGAGCUGGCCAGAAACUCUGUCAUCAUGAGUGGUUUUGAACAUGAAAUCAAGCAGUUCUGGAUUGGCCCCAACUACAUCCGUGAAGGUGUGGCUGGAAAUGACAUUAAGCGAACUAAUGUCCCCAAUAUUAGAGCAGCCUUCAGACAUGAGACCUUGCUGGAUGAGUUGGCCAACAUCUUCCGUCACCCAACUGAAAAGGAGGAGAACUGAGCGCUGCCAUGAAACUCACCUGCUCUGAUGGAACUUCCAGACUGUCAGCAUGUGAUAGCAGCCACCUAUACCCUGUAGUUAUACAAACAGGGAGGCUGCUUCUGGACAGCUCUAGAGUUUACAUCAAGAGAGGAUGGUCAGGUCUAUCAGACUUAUGUUUCAAGAUUAGCCCAGAUGUUAUUCCUGUUAUUCCAUUCUUUGAUACUUAUAUAUUUUCAUUGUUGUCCUUUAUGUUUUAAGUGCUCUCUCUCUCUUUCUGUCUCUCUCACACAAUGAUAUAUGUAUUCUGACCUUAGUAAAGAAAUAUAAUUAGUGAGGGUAAUGUGCAGUUGUGGCCAAGUGCCAAGUUAUGUCUGCCUCAUCUGCCACCCACAAGCAUAGUGACAGUUGCCAGCUUUCUUGUGUAAUAUUAUGGACUUUAGUAAUGUGUUAUAGUUUUGAUGUUUUGAGAUGAAUUCAUGAUUAUGGGAAAUUGUACACAAUUUAAGUACAAUGUGCUCUAUCAUUUUCUCCAGUUGUUGCAUAAAGCUAAGCUAGACAAAAUUUUGCCUUGCAGAGUGCAGCCACUAAUGGGUCAGGUGUUAGGGAAGGAGAAAAUUAAUGGUAUUUGGGAUUGUAGUUGCAAUAUGAUUAAUUAUAAUGAUAUGUACUGAAAGUUGGCUUUGAAGGAAGCCAAGUAACUGUUACUAUGAAGCUGAGGUGAUAUGUGAUGCUAACACCAAAGCACUGUUGUGAUGUGUAGUUAUAUGAUACCCACAGUAGAUGAAAUAUUGUGAUGCAGUGCUGAUGCCUGCAGCAGGUGUGGUAUUAUGAUGCAGUACUGAUGUCUGCACUGGGAGUGGUGUGACUCAAUGCUAGGGUGUCUGCAGCAGGUGUGGUGUUGUGAUGCAGUGUGAAGGUGCCUGCAAUAGGUGUGCUGUGAUGCCAGAAAGGAUCUCCAACAAGUAUUUUGUGAUGCCAACAGCCUCCUCCAAGCUUCUGCACAAUAAUGUGCAUGAAGUUCUGAGCUUUAUUGUUGGAUUUUGAUAGUUGUUGAGAUGGUAUACAGUUUAUUGUAAUAGUAAUUUUAGUCUUUUACUAAAAAUAAACAUGACUAUUUA